ACACGUCAUCACGCAAUCACUCCCUGUCAGCAGGUGGUGCUGCUGUGCGUUUUGAAGACAAAGAGGCGAAAAGAAAACGAAUAAGAAAACAUCAUCACCAACCAGGCAGAAAGGCUUUGAUUGAAGAAAACAGCAGGAUUGUCCCUCUUUUCUGUAUCGGAUUCGCUCUUUGCCUCCCACUGGGUGCCGCAGGACUGCUGGGAGUUUAGCUUCUCAUCCCACCCACCAACAUGCCAGCUGCACUUGCAGAUUCCAGUCAGAUCAUCUGUGAAGUCUGGGCGAGCAAUGUGGAAGAAGAGAUGAAAAAGAUCAGACAGAUUAUCCAAAGCUACAACUACGUCGCCAUGGACACAGAGUUCCCUGGGGUCGUUGUGCGGCCAAUCGGAGAGUUUCGCAGCACGGUGGACUACCAGUACCAGCUGCUGAGGUGCAACGUGGACCUCCUGAAGAUCAUCCAGCUCGGACUCACGUUCAUGAACGAGGACGGCACUUAUCCUCCGGGCACGACGACGUGGCAGUUCAACUUCAAAUUCAACCUCACAGAAGACAUGUAUUCGCAGGACUCCAUCGACCUGCUGCAGAACUCCGGCCUCCAGUUCAAAAAACACGAAGAAGAAGGAAUCGACACGCUGUACUUUGCAGAGCUCCUCAUGACGUCCGGCCUGGUGCUUUGUGAAAACGUCAAGUGGCUCUCCUUCCACAGCGGUUAUGACUUUGGCUAUCUGGUGAAGCUUCUGACUGAUGCUCGGCUUCCCGAGGAGGAACACGACUUCUUUCAGAUCCUCAACUUGUUUUUUCCUGCAAUCUACGACGUCAAGUACCUGAUGAAGAGCUGCAAAAGUCUCAAGGGAGGCCUGCAGGAAGUAGCCGAUCAGCUGGAGCUGAAGAGGAUCGGACGGCAGCAUCAGGCCGGAUCCGACUCACUGCUCACAGGGAUGGCUUUCUUCAGGAUGAAAGAGCUUUUCUUUGAAGACCACAUCGACGACGCCAAGUACUGCGGUCGGCUAUACGGCCUGGGAUCUGGAUCCAGCCAGCCACAGAACGGGCUCUCUGGGUCGGGACAGGAGGAGACCAACAACAAACACUGAGCGGCCGCUCAGCUUCCCUCGUUUAAAAAAAAAAAAAAAAAAAAAAAAAAAAGAUUUCUGCUCUCCAAGAAACUUGU
Messenger RNA from Xiphophorus couchianus (Monterrey platyfish), 1165 nucleotides. It is a transcript of the gene cnot8, whose product is annotated as CCR4-NOT transcription complex, subunit 8. Gene Ontology annotation, cellular component: CCR4-NOT complex. Lineage: Eukaryota; Metazoa; Chordata; Actinopteri; Cyprinodontiformes; Poeciliidae. The record is from RefSeq and is a predicted model, not a curated record. The coding region runs from base 231 to 1088 and encodes 285 amino acids. Gene Ontology annotation, molecular function: nucleic acid binding; poly(A)-specific ribonuclease activity. The transcript is spliced from 7 exons.